This is a messenger RNA of Monomorium pharaonis (pharaoh ant), 2460 nucleotides long. Its product is annotated as probable cytochrome P450 304a1. Gene Ontology annotation, molecular function: monooxygenase activity; heme binding; iron ion binding. The coding region runs from base 733 to 2244 and encodes 503 amino acids. The transcript has 7 exons. The record is from RefSeq and is a predicted model, not a curated record. NCBI's taxonomy places the organism in Eukaryota, Metazoa, Arthropoda, Insecta, Hymenoptera, Formicidae.
AUCAGACUUGUUUUUAGAAGCUACUUAUUAGGGAUUUAUUUCAUUAAUGUAAUAACUGAUACUAUUUAUUUUUUCGUAAUACUUUCAGUCUUAAACCGAACAAUGCUUGGAAUGCAUGUCUAAAUAAAUAGAUGAAUUCUAAUUGCAACUCAUUUAAACAAAAGAAACAAAACCAAUUCCGUGCUCGGGAUUUGACUGUUUGAAAAAACUAUCUAUAUAAUAUGUAUUAAUUCAUUGUAUGGGUACUAAGUUAUAAACCAUUUAAAAAAUUCUGCAGUCAAAAUUUUGCAGUUUUUUUACAAAAUGGUAAUUAUAUGAAUUCAGUGUGCUGAAAGUGUUAAAUGUUUAUCUUCUACAUUAAAUUCUUAUACUAUCUAUAUUUUCAGACUGUUAGAUUAGAUAGAUCUGUUUUUCAAAAGUGUAACCAUUUAUUGUUUUACGUAAAUAAGAUCAAAAGUCAAAAGUAACGCUUUAUGCAAAUAUUAGUUCUAAUUACAUUUUAUUUUGAUUCUAAUUCUAAAAAAAAUUAUUUUAGAAAUUUUACUUUACCCAUUAUUGUUUAUUGUUAUUAGCACAGUAACUGUUAUCACCGGGGGAAGAAUGUUAAACUGAGGGCAUGUUAUAUCCAUCAGUCAAAUCUUAUCUUUUCUGCCUGCCGUUAUUGCCUAACGACUUAAAAAGUUAUACAGACCCAUGAAACCAAUCAUUUAGUAACUUUGUUCCGUUCAAAUCAUGUCGCCGCUCUUGAUCAUAAUAUUUACACUUCUUUUAAUAUAUAAACUAUACAGAUUUGCUUAUGAUAAACCGCCUAAUACACCUCCAGGUAUUAUAAGAGUUCCGAUAGGAGGAUCCUACUGGCUAUUGUUAUGGGGAAACUAUAAAUUUCCACAUCUGACCUUCGACUAUUAUGUCAAGAAAUUGAACUCGAAGAUUAUCAGCUGCUAUAUGGGUAGCUUCUUUGUAGUAAUAGUGAACGAUUAUGAAAGCAUAAAACAAGUACUCGGUCGAGAUGAAUUUGAUGGGCGAGUUACGAAUGUGGAUUUUAUGAAAGAUAGAGCUUUCGGAAAAGAAUUAGGUAUUUUUUUUGUCGACGGUCCGAAAUGGCAUGAACAGAGAAGAUUUGCCCUCCGUCAUAUGCGCGACUUUGGAUUUGGUCGACGCCAGGAGAAGCUUGAAAGCGAAAUCAUGGAUGAGAUGUCUUUACUCCUCGAUAUAAUGAAAAACGGACCUAUUUAUGAUGAAGAGAAACAAAUAUUGAAGGGUAAUUUAGCGCUCUUCCCGGAUAUUCUAUACGCGUCGACGGGUAACAAUAUAUGGAACGUUAUGUUCGGUCAUAGAUUUGAUAGAAGCGAACACGAUAUACCUCGACGUCUCUGUCGUGCGGCUGUUUUGUUCGCAAAGUCAAAUGAUACAACCGGUGGUGCCAUUUUGCAGCAUCCGUUCUUAAAACACUUCGGUAAUAUGUUCGGCUACAAAAACCAUAUAAAGGCAAGCAAUACGUUAAAUAAUCUUGUCAAGAAAUAUCUGAUACGUCAAAAAAAUUUUAUGAGCGAGAAUGAUGAACGCGGAUUCACCGACAGAUACCUAAAGAAAUUAAACGAAGACGACAAGUCGGAUAAUUUCACAGAAGAACAAUUAAUCAUUCUAUUAGUUGAUUUCAUGUUGCCCGCUUUUAGUGGGAUACCAGGCGUUAUUACCCAUAUUCUGAAAUAUUUAAUGCAUCAUCCCAGAAUAAUGGAAAAAGUAAAAAAUGAGAUAGAUAAUGUUAUUGGAAUCGGACGAUUGGCUACAUGGGAAGAUAGAAAAAAUUUGUCUUACUUGGAGGCAGUAAUACGAGAAACGUUAAGAAUUGAAACAAUCCUACCUCUUAGCAUAGUUCGUAGAUGUACAAAAAAAACCACUUUAGGCGGCUACGAGAUAGCUGAAAACACUCCAAUUUUCGUUAAUUUGGCAGCGAUGCAUCAUGAUCCUGACUUGUGGGGCGAUCCUGAAGUUUUUAGACCGGAAAGAUUUCUGAAGGAGGAUGGGCAAUUAGCCAAAGAUUUUUCACUUCCUUUUAGUUUCGGUCAUCGAUUAUGUCCAGGUGAAACUUAUUCUAGAUAUAACAUAUUCGGGACAUUGGUUCUUUUGCUACAAAACUUCAACUUUUUUUUCGUUGAGGGUCAGCCAUCGAGCCUCGAGGAUAAGGAUUCGGGUAUAGUCGUCCUUCCCAAAGAUCUAUGGAUACGUUUCGAAUCACGUUAAUAUUUGUUAUUUAAUUAUUUUAUCGACAAGCAAUCUUCGAAAUCAAGCAACGUCGGCGAUGAUUGACACUUGGAUGUGUAACCGUUUUUUCAGAUACAGAGAUUAAAAACAUGCUUUAACAGAUACGACUGUAGCUUCAUCUGUCCUCUAAAGCCGUGUGUUUUACCGACAUUCUGUUUAAUCACUUAAUUUCGAAUUGAAUUUACAGAAUUGAUA